Mizuhopecten yessoensis (Yesso scallop) is the source of this 1220-nucleotide messenger RNA. RefSeq names its product nose resistant to fluoxetine protein 6-like. The transcript is spliced from 8 exons. The record is from RefSeq and is a predicted model, not a curated record. Bases 75 to 1061 code for a protein of 328 amino acids. Gene Ontology annotation, molecular function: acyltransferase activity, transferring groups other than amino-acyl groups. Lineage: Eukaryota; Metazoa; Mollusca; Bivalvia; Pectinida; Pectinidae.
UUUUCAGUGGAGCCCUAGUUACUUAUCUGUGCCUGAAAGAUAUUUCGAGUAAUCACGGCCGAACAAGAUGGAGGAUGUUUUACUUUCAUAGAGUCUGGAGACUAACCCCAGCUUACGCCUUUUGCCUGAUGAUAUUUGCUACACUGUCCAAACAUUUUAUCAGUGGACCUUACACUGCGGUAUAUGAUGCCGAGAUGGCUGACCAAUACGAUACGUGUUCCUCCUCGUGGUGGUCAAACCUUCUGUACAUAAAUAAUUUCUACCCCGACAGUGGAAGCCUGGGGAAAAUUUGUAUGGCUUGGACAUGGUAUCUAGCCAACGAUAUGCAGUUUUUCAUCAUUAGUCCUAUCUUCAUCAUCUUACUUCUGCGUUACCGGAAAGCAGGUAUCAGUGCAUGUGUAGCGAUGAUUAUUGCAUGUGUAUUUGUUCGCCUGAUGACGGCAAUCGAGUACGGAAUACACUUACCUAAUCAAGCUGUUACAAAGCACACUGAUGACAUAUACGCCACCAACACCACGUACAAUCGGCCUUACACAAGGAUCGCCCCAUAUAUGGUUGGGGUGUUGCUUGGUUACCUGUUACACACCAGUGACUGCAAGGCAAGACUGAACAAGAUAAGUGUUAUGAUUGGUUGGUCAUUGGCAAUUGUCAUGGGAAUGCUGCCGGUGUAUGGGUUGUACCAUUACUAUCACUACGAAAUUGAAGACGCUAACUUGGCACUCAGUGCAUUUUAUAUCAGCUGUAGUAGACUGUCGUGGUCACUUGCUAUUGCAUGGGUUAUUUACGUAUGCGCAACCGGAUAUGGUGGCCCGGUGAACAAGCUCCUGUCGUGGACAGUAUGGGCACCGCUCGGACGACUGACCUACUGUGCCUAUCUCGUCCACCCGCUCAUAAUCACAAUAUACAGCUUUAAUCUUCCCACGCCGUUCUUCUUUGGAGAUAUCCCUAUGGUAUACACGUACAUGGGGAACCUCGUAUCGUCAUAUCUCAUUGCCUAUCUCGUUUCCAUGGUGAUCGAGGCACCAAUGAUGGGUUUAGAGAAGGCGUUAUUUAAAAGAUAAACAUUACUGGGCGGAGAACACAAAAACGGUAUAAAAAACUCACAACCAAGCAAUAUAUACGGUUAUUUCUGAUUUCAUGAAAUAACAAUGUGAAUGGUUAUGACUGUAGAAUCAUGGGUUAUUUUGUUGAUAUGUUUUUAAUAAAAAUGUAAAAACACU